Messenger RNA from Puma concolor (puma), 3084 nucleotides. The record is from RefSeq and is a predicted model, not a curated record. NCBI's taxonomy places the organism in Eukaryota, Metazoa, Chordata, Mammalia, Carnivora, Felidae.
AUGGGUGUUGGCGGGGAAUGCCUAUUGGCCACAGUGAGUGGCACCCACCUUCCUCCUGAGAUCAGGGUACCUGUCAUCUCCUGCAUCCUCCUUCAGGGCUCCAUUGAUGAUGUCCUCGGUGACCUCUUGGGGGAUGAGAUGAUACUACCCGAGGAGCCUGUGAAACUAGCUUCCCGAGCCCGAGAUGCCAUGGCUGUAACCCAGGCGCUCCCUUCUUCAAGGGCUAGAACAAAGUUCCUCCUGGAAGACUGUGCCUUCAGCACCACAGCAGGCCUGACAGGACCUGAUGCUGAGAUUUCAGACAUCUCAGACGCAGACCCGCAGGCUCUCCUCCAGACCAUGAAGGAUCUGGACGACAUGGAUGCCGAUCUCUUGGGUCUGAAGAAGUCUGAUCUGGCCUCCAGCAAAAGAGCUGCAAAGGGCUCUGGGAAAGAAGAGUUGCCUAGUCAUCCUAAAUCUGCCGGGGACACCAUUCCUGCCAAGAAGUCCCCUCCCUCUCCCAGCAACUUUGGGCAUCAGUACAGGAAGUUUUCCUUCGAAGACUUGGAAGACCCAUUGGCGGGACUUCUCUCCGAUGAUGAGGAAGGAACCACCAAGAAGCCACCCAGGACAGAGAGUAAACUGGCUUCCGAAAAGGGCACAGCCCCAGUCAGAGAUCAAGACAAAGAAGAUCCCUGGGGUGAUGAGGACUUCACCUUUGGGGCCUAUCAGCCCAGUGUGGGCUCCUGCGAGGGCCGGCAGUCCCACCGGCAGUCGGUCAGUAGGUUCUCAGCAGAAGGUGGCGCAGACCCCAAGGGAGAACCAGCCUCCAAAAGGAGCAUCCCAGUGGCCGCCAGCCCCACCCACCCCAGGAAGGGAGGAGCUGACUGGCUGGGCCUGAAGGACGAGGACCUGUUCCCUCCCUCUCCCACCAGAGAGGCUCAGAGGGGAGGGGAGGCGCUCUCCACUCCUUCUGCGCCCCCUCCCAGGAGCCAGCACUCUGCCCCAGCUGGACUGCCCACCUCCUCUCCGGGGGCCAAGCCAGCUCCAGAGGGUGCAGGUUUCCCUGCCAAAGCCGGCCAGCCUUCACACCAGUGUGUUGCCAGCACUCAAGGGGUCAAGCAAGCGACUGCUGGAGGGUCCUCAGGAACAGCGGCACAUAAGCCACCGGCAGGACCCACCACCUCAGGGUCCCCCGUGACUUGGAACCAGGCUGCCUUGGCCCUCCGUGUCGGUGACCCCCAGAGGGGAACAGCCCGUGGAGACCUCUCCAGCGCCGAGCCUGCAGCCUGCUUCCCCAGCUCCCAGGAGACCACAGGGCCUUCUGUGCCUGUCCAGUCCCUGUUGCCAGAGUCCCCGGCACGGAGCCUGGUACCGGGCACAGAAUGCCAGAGGCAGCUCCUGGCUGCACAGGUGCAGCUGCAGAGUGGCACUGCCGGGCUCCAGGCUGACCUUCUGCAGAGUCAGGCCCGGCUGGCAGAGCUGGAGGCCCAGGUGCGGAAGCUGGAGCUGGAGCGGACCCAGCACCAGCUGCUGUUGGAGAGCUUGCAGCAGCGACACCAGGCAGACCUGGAGCUCCUCGAGAGUGCUCACAGAAGCCAUGUAAAGAUGCUAGAAACAUCGUACCAGCAACGGGAAGAGCGGCUGCGGAGGGAACACGAGGAGCUGUCGGCCCGGUAUCUGUCGCAGUGCCAGGAAGCCGAGCAGGCCCGGGCCGAGCUCACGGCCCAGCACCAGCGGCGUUUGGCGGCCGCCGCACAAGAGAAGGACCAGGAGAUGGAGCGGCUCCGGGAGCUGCAGCGGGCCUCCAUCCUGGAGAUGCGCAAGGACCACGAGGAGCAGCUGCAGCGGCUGAAGCUGCUGAAGGACCGGGAGAUUGACGCCGUCACCAGCGCCACCUCCCACACGCGGUCCCUGAAUGGCGUCAUCGAGCAGAUGGAGAAGUUCUCCAGCAGCCUGCACGAGCUGUCCUCUCGCGUGGAGGCCUCGCACCUCAGCACGGCCCAGGAGCGGGAGCUGGGGCUCCGGCAGCGUGACGAGCAGCUCCGAGCGCUGCAGGAGAGACUGGGCCGGCAGCAGCGGGACAUGGAGGAAGAGCGGAGCCGGCUCCAGGAGGUCAUGGGGAAGACGGAGGCGCGCCUGACGGAGCAGAGCCGGCUGCUGGAGCAGGAGCGAUGGCGGGUGAAUGCCGAGCAGUGCAAAGCUGAGUCCACGCAGCGCGCUCUAGAGGAGCAGAGGAAGGUCAUGGUCCAGCAGAUCGCCAUGGAGCGGGAGGAGCUGGAGAAGGCCAAGAGCGCCUUGCUGGAGGAGCAGAAGUCCGUCAUGCACAGGUGUGGGGAGGAGCGGCGGCGCCUAGCGGCCGAGUGGGCCGACUUCUUCGCGCAGCAGAAGCUGAGUAAGGAGCGGGCCGAGCGUGAGGCAGAGAGGGCGCUGCAGGUGGACACCCAGCGGGAGGGCACCCUCAUCAGCCUGGCCAAGGAGCAAGCCGAGCUGAAGAUCAGAGCCAGUGAGCUCCGAACCAAGGAGGAGCAGCUGGCGGCUGAGAGGGAGGCCCUGGAGCGGGAGCGGCAGGAGCUGCGGCUGGAGAAGGAGAGGGUCAGCGCCGCUGCCCUGCGCACCAGGCUCCGCGCCGAGGAGGUGGAGAGCAUGAGCCAGGUAGCCUCGGAGAAGUUUGAGGAGGGGCAGCGGGCGCUGCGUGAGGCCCGGCAGGUGCAGCAGGAGCAGCAGGCGCGGCUGCAGCUGGUGCAGCGACAGCAGGAGCGGCUGCGGCAGCAGGAGCGGCACGUGCACGAGGAGCACCUGAGUCUAGCCCAGCAGAGGCUGCGGCUGGACCGCCUCCGCCAGGACCUGCCCUCCGGCCCCGCGGCGCUGUUCCCUGGGACCCAGUGCCCGGCAGCGUCCUGCCUGAGCGCCACUGUGGCUCCUGCCCCCACCCCCCUCGGGUGCAGCCGGCCACCCGCCGGCCUGGGCCCCUCGCACCUCCACGCCAGGCUCAUGCUGCUGAAACACACAGCUGAGCAGGACCGUGACUUCUUGGAGAAUGAACAGUUCUUCCUGGAGACCCUGAAGAAAGCCUCCUACAAUAUGACAUCCCAUUCAGCCUGA